This is a messenger RNA of Zingiber officinale, 908 nucleotides long. Its product is annotated as nuclear pore complex protein NUP155-like. NCBI's taxonomy places the organism in Eukaryota, Viridiplantae, Streptophyta, Magnoliopsida, Zingiberales, Zingiberaceae. Gene Ontology annotation, biological process: RNA export from nucleus; transcription-dependent tethering of RNA polymerase II gene DNA at nuclear periphery; protein import into nucleus. Gene Ontology annotation, cellular component: nuclear pore; nuclear pore inner ring. Bases 369 to 815 code for a protein of 148 amino acids. Gene Ontology annotation, molecular function: structural constituent of nuclear pore. The transcript has 4 exons. The record is from RefSeq and is a predicted model, not a curated record.
UUAUUUCGUUUUAUUCCCAUUCCCCACCGCUCUUACCUCAAACCAAACGCCCACAAGUUGCUCUUACAUCCCAGGUAAUCCGUCGCGGUGUUUCUAUCGUAGCAUAGGGUUUGCGGCAGCUGCGCGGCCCUCCGACGAUCGCGUAAUGGCGUGGGGGCGACGAAACCGUGGGACUGGAUGUAGCCUCCGUCGACCUCCAUGUCACCGAGCGCAUCGGCAGGGACAUCGCCGGCCGCCUCGACCUCGAGGAGGCUAUCGAAGCCUCGCUCUAUGCUAGCCUCCCCUACUCCACCCUCCCCAAAGAGAUUUCCAAUCAUGGACUUCACUUCUGUCGAGUUGCAGUUCGUAGAUUCACUGAUAUUACUACUAUGACAAUCCAGAUUAUUCUGUGUGAAGCUCUUUCUAGAGGUGGAGUUGCAGAAGCAUGUUCUGUAGUAAAGAGGGUCGGUUCAAAUAUCUAUACUGGAGUGGAGGGUCGCUUGUCUUUAGAGAUUAUUUAUCUUCAUCUUGAAAUGGCUGCUUCGCAAUGUAUGAAUAUUCUACAAACAGGCCUCAUCAUACGUGCUAGAGCCCUUCUUGCUGCUUGUAAGGUUGAACCAAAGCCUGUAUUAAGCACAUAUGAUCAACUUUUAUCAUAUGGAGCUAUUUUACCUUCGCCAAACCUGAACCUUCGCUGUCUGAGAUCUGUUCUUGUUGUACUCUGUGAGUGGGUUGGGCCUGUAUUUGCACAUACAUUAGGGACCACAGCUGUUGGCGCUUCUCCAAUCCUUGGUGGAUUACUCUUGUUACUGUUGGUUGCUACUCGGAAAACCUAGAGGUUCCACUGUACAAAAAUUUUGUACAAAGAUCUGAACCUUUUCCUAGCUACCAUGUAUUCUUUUAAAUUAAAUUUUGGAUCGCCUGCGGAA